Molecule: messenger RNA, 399 nt
Organism: Passer montanus (Eurasian tree sparrow)
Lineage: Eukaryota; Metazoa; Chordata; Aves; Passeriformes; Passeridae
Gene: WDR74
Product: WD repeat domain 74
Exons: 4
Coding region: 61-399 (112 amino acids)
Biological process (GO): ribosomal large subunit biogenesis
Cellular component (GO): preribosome, large subunit precursor; nucleolus
Molecular function (GO): protein binding
Source: RefSeq, a predicted model, not a curated record
GUGACUUUUCUGCCCCCCCAGCCCCUGCAGGAGCUGCAGGCGGGGCCGGGGCUGUGCCGGAUGCGCCAGGACCCGACGCGGCCUCACCUGGUGGGGACGGGGGGGAAGGAGAACGGGCUCAAGGUGUGGGACCUGCAGCGGCCCCAGGAGCCCCUGUUCCGCGCCAAGAACGUGAGGAACGAUUGGCUGGACCUGCGCGUGCCCGUCUGGGAGCGCGACCUGCACUUCCUGCCCGGCUCCCAGAGGGUCGUCACCUGCACGGGGCACGGCCAGGUGCGUCUCUACGACCCCUCCUCGCCCCAGCGCCGCCCGGUGCUCGAUGCCACCUUCGGGGAGGCGCCGCUGACGGCGCUGGCACUGCCCGCGGGGGACACGUCAGUGCUGGGGGGUCCCCACUGA